Propithecus coquereli (Coquerel's sifaka) is the source of this 2079-nucleotide messenger RNA. Its product is annotated as neurobeachin-like. The transcript has 16 exons. Gene Ontology annotation, biological process: intracellular protein localization. Gene Ontology annotation, cellular component: membrane; cytosol. The record is from RefSeq and is a predicted model, not a curated record. Lineage: Eukaryota; Metazoa; Chordata; Mammalia; Primates; Indriidae. Gene Ontology annotation, molecular function: protein kinase binding.
CUUCAUGGAAAAUGGAUGUUCAGCGAGAUACGAGCCGUCUUUUCAAGACGUUAUCUUCUACAAAACACUGCUUUGGAAGUAUUUAUGGCAAACCGAACUUCGGUUAUGUUUAAUUUCCCUGAUCAAGCAACAGUAAAAAAAGUUGUCUACAGCUUGCCUCGGGUUGGAGUAGGGACCAGCUAUGGUUUGCCACAAGCCAGGAGGAUAUCACUGGCCACUCCUCGGCAGCUUUAUAAAUCUUCCAAUAUGACUCAGCGCUGGCAAAGAAGGGAAAUUUCAAACUUCGAAUAUUUGAUGUUUCUUAAUACUAUAGCAGGACGGACAUAUAAUGAUCUGAAUCAAUAUCCCGUGUUUCCAUGGGUAUUAACAAACUAUGAAUCGGAAGAAUUGGACCUGACUCUACCAGGAAACUUCAGGGAUCUAUCAAAGCCAAUUGGUGCUUUGAACCCAAAGAGAGCUGUGUUUUACGCAGAGCGUUAUGAGACGUGGGAAGAUGAGCAAAGCCCACCCUACCAUUAUAACACACAUUACUCAACAGCAACAUCUACCUUAUCCUGGCUUGUUCGAAUUGAACCUUUCACAACCUUCUUCCUCAACGCAAAUGAUGGGAAAUUUGACCAUCCAGAUAGAACCUUCUCAUCGGUUGCAAGGUCUUGGAGAACUAGUCAGAGAGAUACUUCGGAUGUAAAGGCACUGGAAAGUGAAUUCGUUUCUUGCCAACUUCAUCAGUGGAUUGACCUUAUAUUUGGCUACAAGCAGCGAGGACCGGAAGCAGUCCGUGCUCUGAAUGUUUUUCACUACUUGACCUAUGAAGGCUCUGUGAACCUGGAUAGUAUCACUGACCCUGUGCUCAGGGAGGUAGUACUUAAAGAGAUUCAGUAAUUCAUUCCAUUGCCUCUGCAAAUAAAAGAACCAAAUCCGCCCUCUUCCUUUUCUAUUGAACAGUGUUUCCUUCCACAGAGUCCACUCAUGUUUAAAGAUCAGAUGCAACAGGACGUGAUAAUGGUGCUGAAGUUUCCUUCAAAUUCCCCUGUAACCCAUGUGGCAGCCAACACCCUGCCCCACCUGACCAUCCCUGCAGUGGUGACAGUGACCUGCAGCCGACUGUUCGCAGUGAAUAGAUGGCACAACACAGUAGGCCUCAGAGGAGCUCCAGGAUACUCCUUGGAUCAAGCCCAUCAUCUUCCCAUUGAAAUGGAUCCUUUAAUUGCCAAUAAUUCUGGUGUGAACAAACGGCAGAUCACAGACCUGGUUGACCAGAGUAUACAAAUCAAUGCACAUUGUUUUGUGGUCACAGCAGAUAAUCGCUAUAUUCUUAUCUGUGGAUUCUGGGAUAAGAGCUUCAGAGUUUAUUCCACAGAAACAGGGAAAUUGACUCAGAUUGUAUUUGGCCACUGGGAUGUGGUCACAUGCUUGGCCAGGUCCGAGUCAUACAUAGGUGGGGACUGCUACAUCGUGUCUGGAUCUCGAGAUGCCACCCUGCUUCUCUGGUACUGGAGUGGGCGGCACCAUAUCAUAGGAGACAACCCGAAUAGCAGUGACUAUCCUGCACCAAGAGCUGUCCUCACAGGCCAUGACCACGAAGUUGUCUGUGUUUCUGUCUGUGCAGAACUUGGACUCGUUAUCAGUGGUGCUAAAGAGGGCCCUUGCCUUGUCCACACCAUCACUGGAGAUCUGCUGAGAGCCCUUGAAGGACCAGAAAACUGCUUGUUCCCACGCUUGAUUUCUGUCUCCAGCGAAGGCCAUUGUAUCAUCUACUAUGAACGAGGGCGAUUCAGCAAUUUCAGCAUUAAUGGGAAACUUUUGGCUCAAAUGGAGAUCAAUGAUUCAACACGGGCCAUUCUCCUGAGCAGCGAUGGCCAGAACCUGGUAACCGGAGGGGACAAUGGUGUGGUGGAGGUCUGGCAGGCCUGCGACUUCAAGCAGCUGUACAUUUACCCCGGAUGCGAUGCUGGCAUUAGAGCAAUGGACUUGUCCCAUGACCAGAGGACUCUGAUUACCGGCAUGGCCUCUGGUAGCAUUGUAGCUUUUAAUAUAGAUUUUAAUCGGUGGCAUUAUGAGCAUCAGAACAGAUACUGA